GUGAACUGCUGCUUUGCGAGGCAAAUAUGGUUUUGAAGUACACACAAGAUGAUGGAUCAAACCGUGGCACCUAUGGGAAACUUAUAUGCACAAAUUUCAAGAUUUCAUUCCUUGGUGAAGAACCUGCUUUGGAGGAUGAUGAACUAGAAUUUUAUAAUAAAAUCAUUGGGGAAAAUGACAUCACUCUUCAGUGUGUGGACCAGCUUUAUGGAGUUUAUGAUGAGAGAAAGAAACCCCUGAAUGGUCAACUGAGAAAAUACCCAGAGACGAUGAUAAUCUACUGCAAAGAUCUCAGAGUGUUUCACUUCUGCUUGCGAUACACCAAGGAGGAAGAAGUAAAACGGAUCGUCAGUGGCAUAGUUCAUCAAACACAGACUCCUAAGCUAUUUAAACGCUUGUUUCUGUUCUCUUAUGCAACAGCUGUACCAAGUAAAGCAGAAAAAAAGAAUCAGACAGUGAUGUUUGAUUCUAUUAAUGACUGGCGUCAGGAACUGGAACGAACCAAAGGAAACCUGAAAUUCAAAGCAGUGAGUUCCAAUGAAAACUACAAUGUUUCUAAAAAGUUGCCAGCAUACUUCGUUGUUCCCAUGUCUGUCCCUGAAGAGGACCUUUCGGAAUAUGAAGGAAGAGGAAUUCCAAUUUGGUGUUGGUCUUGCCACAAUGGUGCUGCUCUCCUCAAGAUGUCUACUCUGCCCAAAGCACAAGAUGACAACGCUCUGCAAACACAGAAAAUCUUCUUAGAGGAUAUGUAUAAGACACUUGAUAACCCUCCUUAUGAAGCCAUGAAAGUUGAUGUCCUGUCAAGUAGUCUUCCGUCUCUGCAAGAGAUCCAAAUUGCAUACACAAGAUUUAAACAGCUGUUUCUGAUAGAUAACAGUACAGACUUCUGGGAUACUGAUGUGAAAUGGUUUUCAUUAUUGGAGAGUACAAAUUGGCUAGAAAUUGUAAGGAGAUGCCUGAGAAAAGCAGUAGAGAUUAUUGAUUUGCUAGAAGCAGAGAAUACAAAUGUUCUCCUUAUAGAAGAGAAUGCUUCUGACCUGUGUUGUGUAAUCUCCUGCCUGGUUCAAGUUAUGAUGGAUGCACACUGCAGAACUAAGCUGGGAUUUCAGAGUCUUAUUCAAAAAGAAUGGAUCAUGGGAGGACAUGCUUUUCUGGAUCGGUGUAACCAUCUGUGGCAAACUGAUAGAGAGGAGGCACCACUUUUCUUGUUGUUCUUGGAUUGUGUAUGGCAGUUGGUUCAACAGUAUUCACUAGCCUUUGAAUUUACAGAGACUUACCUAACUGUCUUGUCGGAUAGUCUGUACAUUCCAAUAUUUAGCACCUUCUUCUUCAAUUCUCCGCAUCAAAGAGACACUACCAGGUAUGGAGGAAGCCUUAAUACAGAAGGCACCAAACUUAGUUAUCUUCACGUUUGGGACUGGUCUGUGCAGUUUGGACCUGAGGCACAAGCCUUGCUGAAUAAUCCUCUUUAUGCUGAGAAGCCAAAACAAGUUAAGAGUCAGAAAAAACCUACACAAUUCAAGCAUCAACGGCAGCUUUCCUUACCACUGACACAAACAAAACCGUCCCCCAAAAGAGGGUUUUUUAAGGAAGAAACGGACCAGUUAAUAAAAAACCUCCUUGGCAAAAGGAUCAGCAGGCUGAUAACAUCUGCUGACGAACUGCAGAAUACCUCCAGAGAAUUUUAUGAGAGUUGGCACUCCAAACCUGCUGAUCUCCAUGGAAUCCUGCUGCCACGCUUAGAAGGACCAGAAAUCAAAGUGUGGGCGCAGAGAUACUUGCGAUGGAUCCCUGAAGCUCAGCUGCCUAGUGGUGGGACAGUUGCCACUGCAACAAAAGUCUGGGAAGUGAUGGAGGAUGUGCAAGGUUUGCAGAAGCAAAUGGAUGAAAAACGCAACCAGAGUCUCUCAGAGGAGGGCGCUGCAGCAGAGGCUCCCUUCCAGAGAAAUCCUGCUCGCCUGUCUGCUUUAUUUCCAUUUGCUGGGCUUCAAAGACAUUCCCUCAAGCCAGUUUUACCUACGAGCACCUGGAAAGAUUUGGAAGGUGAGGACUUGGCUAGGAGAGAUGAUGAGUAUGUUGAUUUAGGGGAUGUUUGAUGUGAGGCUUAUGCUCACAAACAGAAAUGAAAGUACUGGCACACUUCUCUCCAAACAUAAAAUUGGUUUCCUGGCAGUGGCUUUCCCUUCUGCCCGAUGAAGCUUUUAGCAUAUGAAGAUUUCCUCACUUGAGCACCCGCAAUAUUUUCUACACGAGUUUUGAUCAAGCAUUUUAAUUAGUUCUUUCCAUAAGCAUGGGAGAUACAUAGCUGUGUUGCAUAGGGCCCAGUUGAAAAAUAAAGUAAAAUACAAAUUAGUUGCUCAAUCAUGGAAAGAGUUAAGGUGUUGGGGCACUCUCAAAAUCAUAAUAAACUUCUUGUUGGAACAUAAAGGGGUGGUGGUCUCAGAAAUAUCCACCAGAAUUUAAAAAUUUCCUAGUCAGGUAAGAGUGUCUUCCAGGCACAUCUUAUAAUGCAUAGAAAAACAUGUGCUGUUUGAAAGACACCCCCCGGCGUUUCUAAGAAGAAUCAGGUGCCAUGUUUAGUUUUGUUUUUAGUUUUUAAUGAACUUGACAGGGUCAUACCUGCCUUUUUAAAACUCCCAACUAGAGAAAUACUAGGUGUUUCUCUCAUUCAUCCUACUUGUUCUGAUCAUCCAUGAUCUUCAGAAUAAUUCAUUGUUGUAUCUUAAUAAGUGUCUUAGUUUUCAGUAACUUAAGAUAACAAUCUCUUGUGCCAGUCCUCUUUUGUUUCCAUCAUGUUAUUAUCCUGCUGCCUUGGUCUGGAACACACACUACCAAGUACAGGAUGGGGUAGAACUUAAAAGAUGGCAAUAAGCCAGACUUUUUCUUCCAGAUUGCAUAGGGUGCUCAUGUUGAUCUUCCUCACUAGCGCCAGUAGCUUGCACUGAAUCUCAAGUCCUUACUUUAGGAAAGGCAACGAAAGAGCUAUAUUCAGCUUUGAAACUGGAUUUGUCAUCCAGUACUGCUAUUUUAUAUAAACGUGACAUUAAAGCUAGCUAUGAAUGUAAAGUUUAUGCAUUGGAGUUGAAUUGCUGGAUGUUGUCACAACAGUACCUCAGUUAUAAAAGCCAUAUGAAAACUGCUUAUUAAGUUUUGUCUGCCUAUACCAAGCAGAUAAUUCAGCUCUGAAAUAGAGGCUUUGAGAAGUCAAGAGGGUAAAGUCUUAAUGUACAUAAAUCCAGAAGUAGCCCACAAGAUAGAAUUGGCUCUUAGUAACCCUUCCUCCUUGGAGGGCUGGAGCUUCAUGGAUAUGACAGUGCACAAGUGGUUAUUGUACUAGCCCAAUGAGAUUCUAGGUACAAUUUUAAAUCAUUGCCUUGGAGUAUAUCCCAGUGUGCUAUACCUGCUUGUUUUUUACGUUGCAUUGGGAGCUAAGAUUUGACUUCCAAAAGAGUGGAUAAUGAAUUGGUGUAAAUCAGGGUAGCUAGCCUGUGGCUCUCCAGAUGUCAUUGGACUCCAAAUCUCAUCAGCCUAAGCUGAUGGGAGUUGUAGACAACAUCUGGAGAGCUACUUAGAGCUACCCUGGUAUAGAUGAAUGCCAAAUGGAAACCUCAGAAUCUAUGUUGCCUUAUGCAUUUUGCUACUGUAAGCUCCUUGAGCUUUCAGUAUUCUUAAAACACAAUAAUUCUAUUUGUAUAUGAGCCUUCCGAAAGCUAGCAUUGCACACUUUUGUUUCUUCAAAUUUAUUUAGCAUUUAUACAGGAGUUUCUCUCCAAUUAGUACAGGCUGUACAUUUUAUAGCUACUUGAUUAUGAUUUUGAGUUCACUUUGGGUGAAAAACACUAACGAUGGAAAGGUUGUUUUUUAAAAAACAUUUCCUUUGACAGCUAAACAGUUGUAAUAUAUUGGUCGUGGAAAUGUAUUUAUAUUUAAGUAUUGUGUAUAUAGGAAACUCAUGGAUAUAUGGAGGGAUUUUUAUAAUGGCUUAUGGAACUGCUCCACUCUAAUAGGAACGAGUAUGGUAUUGAUAUGAUCAGAACACACCACUGUGGAUGGAAACAUAUUUAAUUCACUAUACUGAAUUUUCUGGUAUUCUGUUUUAUACCUCCCAGUUUUACACUGAAUACAAGCUUAGCAUUAACAGUACUAAAGGAAAAAAACCUCUUCCUGUUUACUUUAAUGGACUAUUUGGACAAAUGUAUUUGUUUAAUAAAGUGUACUUUUACUAUU
Messenger RNA from Podarcis muralis (Common wall lizard), 4227 nucleotides. The record is from RefSeq and is a predicted model, not a curated record. Lineage: Eukaryota; Metazoa; Chordata; Lepidosauria; Squamata; Lacertidae.